AUGGGCAACGAAGUACCGGCGUCUUACCCUCACUAUCUCCCCGUCCUUCAGAUCGAGAAAUCAGGGCCACUGGAACCAUUCGACUACUACGAACACGGAAAAGAUGCCGACCCAUCCUUCCCCGACCUCCUGACCGAAGAUGCCCAAGUUGAAGACCUGACCCCGAAAUUUGGCUCCGAAGUCCGCGGGAUUCAGCUGAGCAAAUUGACAAACGAAGGAAAAGAUCAGUUAGCGUUGUUCGUCGCACAACGAAAAGUUGUAGCUUUCCGCAACCAAGACUUUGCUCAGAUGCGCAUUGACGAAGCGCUCAAUUACGGUGGCUAUUUCGGGAGACAUCUCGUACAUCCAACUUCUGCGGCACCUCCAGGCUACCCUGAAAUCCACAUCGUGCAUCGCGGGCCAGAAGAGAAGACCUGUGCAAACGCCCUGUCCCAACGGACAAGCGCUGUAUACUGGCAUUCUGAUCUGAGUUUUGAAGAGCAACCCCCCGGCACCACCUUUCUUUAUGUUCUCGAUGGGCCGCCCAGUGGAGGUGAUACGAUAUUUGCCGAUAUGGUACAGGCCUACAAUCGGCUUUCCCCAGAGUUUCGCAAGAGACUGCAUGGGUUGAACGCAGAGCACACCAGUAUCGAACAUAUUAAGAAUGAAGGUGGGAAUUCUCGCAGACCAUCCAUCACAGUCAAGCAUCCGAUUGUCCGGACUCAUCCAGCGACCGGUGAAAAGGCGCUUUUUGUGAAUAAUAUCAUGACGAAACGUAUCUGUGGUUAUAAGAAGGAGGAAUCGGAUUUCCUGUUGAGAUUCCUCUUUGACCAGGCAGCUCUAUCACACGACCUGCAGAUUCGUCUCAGAUGGAAGCCCGGUACUGUUGUUGUAUACGAUAAUCGGGUUACUGCUCAUGCCGCUCUCUUUGACUUUGAGGAUGGGUAUAGGCGUCAUUUGGCACGACUCACACCACAGGCAGAACGGCCGUACGAGACUCCUUUCGAGGGGUGA
Aspergillus caelatus is the source of this 993-nucleotide messenger RNA. RefSeq names its product TauD/TfdA dioxygenase family protein. Gene Ontology annotation, molecular function: 2-oxoglutarate-dependent dioxygenase activity. The record is from RefSeq and is a predicted model, not a curated record. Gene Ontology annotation, cellular component: cytoplasm. The transcript is spliced from 6 exons. Lineage: Eukaryota; Fungi; Ascomycota; Eurotiomycetes; Eurotiales; Aspergillaceae. Bases 1 to 993 code for a protein of 330 amino acids.